Molecule: messenger RNA, 2074 nt
Organism: Mercurialis annua (annual mercury)
Lineage: Eukaryota; Viridiplantae; Streptophyta; Magnoliopsida; Malpighiales; Euphorbiaceae
Product: O-fucosyltransferase 36
Exons: 3
Coding region: 110-1798 (562 amino acids)
Biological process (GO): protein O-linked glycosylation via fucose
Molecular function (GO): peptide-O-fucosyltransferase activity
Source: RefSeq, a predicted model, not a curated record
CCUUCCGACACCAAAUUAUAUUCACUCACUUUCUUCUCCGAUCUUCUCACUCCUCUCUCACUCUUCAAUGCCUCACCAUUAAUUCACUCUCCAACCAAACCCAAAUCAAAUGGACCGGGAUUCCUCCGACGAUUCGGAAGACGACCGCGAAUCGCUAAUCAACCAAAACGACAGAAAACCCAACUCAAACGACAACAAUUACCACCACCCACCACCACCCACCUCCUCCCCUCACCGGAGAUCCCCCCCUUCCACCACCUUUCACAUUGAGGAACUGGGUUCUUACGGCAGUCUAAUCCGUCGCCGUUUUUGUCGCAAAAGGUUUUACUUUUACAUGUUAGCCAUUUUUAUACCGUUAUUCCUCAUUGUUAUUUAUUUCUCAGCUGAUAUGAAGAGUUUUUUCUCUUAUAAUCUGUCCGGUUUUAAAUUCGAUUCGGGUUCGAAUCGUAUGAGAGAAGCUGAAUUACAGUCCAUUUACUUACUUAACCAACAAAGACUCAGUCUUUUAUCACUGUUGAAUCAGUCUAGUGUAAAUUCAUUUGAUAAUGUAGUAAAAAUUCAAGAUUUCAGAUCUGCCCUUUUGAAGCAGAUUACUUUGAAUAAACAGAUUGAGCAGGUUUUGUUGUCUCCUCAUAGUAAUGAGACUGUAUCCGGGUCCUUUUCGGGUUCCGGGUUUGGUUACGGGACGUGUAAGAAGGUGGAUUCGGUAUUUUCGAAUAGGAAGACUAUUGAAUGGAAGCCGAAAUCAGAUAAGUUUUUGUUUCCAAUUUGCUUAUCUGGGCAGAUGAGUAAUCAUUUGAUUUGUUUGGAGAAACAUAUGUUUUUCGCGGCGUUGUUGAAUCGGGUUUUGGUUAUCCCGAGUUCUAAAUUUGAUUAUCAGUUCAAUAGGGUGUUGGAUAUUGAGCAUAUAAAUGAGUGUGUAGGAAGGAAGGUGGUUGUUACAUUUGAAGAGUUUUUGCAAAUGAGGAAGAAUCAUGUGCAUAUUGAUAGGUUUAUAUGUUACUUUUCGGAGCCUACUACGUGCUAUAUUGAUGAAGAUCACGUUAAGAAAUUAAAGGGGUUGGGGAUAUCGAUGGGGAAGCUUGAGUCUCCUUGGAAGGAAGAUAUUAAGAAACCUAGUAAAAAGACAGUUCAGGAUGUUCUUAGUAAGUUUACUUCUGAUGAUGGUGUUAUUGCUAUUGGAGAUGUGUUUUAUGCUGAUUUGGAGCAGGAGUGGGUGAUGCAACCUGGUGGUCCUCUUGCACACAAAUGCAAGACUUUGAUCGAACCGAGUAGGCUUAUAUUGCUUACUGCACAGCGAUUUAUCCAAACAUUCUUGGGGAAAAACUUCAUUGCGCUACAUUUCCGUCGGCAUGGCUUUUUGAAGUUCUGCAAUGCUAAAAAUCCAAGUUGCUUUUACCCCAUUCCUCAAGCAGCAGAAUGCAUUGCACGGGUGGCUGAAAGGGCCAAUUCACCUGUCAUUUAUCUUUCCACUGAUGCAGCAGAUAGUGAAACUGAUUUGCUGCAGUCACUAAUUGUGGUGAAUGGGAAAAUUGUGCCACUUGUCAAACGCCCUUCUCAUACUUCAGUCGAAAAAUGGGAUUCUUUGUUAUCUAGACAUGGUAUUGAGGAUGAUCCUCAGGUGGAUGCCAUGCUUGACAAGACAAUCUGCGCCAUGGCUAAUGUCUUUAUUGGAGCUUCUGGUUCCACUUUCACCGAGGAUAUUUUGCGGCUGCGGAAGGACUGGGAAUCUGCCUCUUUAUGUGAUGAGUAUCUUUGCCAAGGUGAACUGCCGAAUUUCAUUGCAGAGAACGAAUGAAGAUGCAUAGAACUAAUUGAGUUUGUUUUUCUGCCACGGACCAUCACUUCUCGUGGUAGUCCAGCUUUCGAUGUGGUUUACCGUGAAUUGUCAUUAGCAGGAUCUGAUUCUGAUUCUUUGUCCAGAGAAUAUAAGCUACUUGUAUGUUGUUACUGUAUGAUAGAUAGAAUAGUAGCAUUGUAGUCUGCACAUAAGUUUUUUUGUCUUGUUCCGAUCAUUUUUGUAAUGCACAUGAUGUCAAAAUACAGCAACUAAUAAAACUGUUUCUUCUCUCCC